This is a messenger RNA of Prosopis cineraria, 1766 nucleotides long. RefSeq lists its product as uncharacterized. NCBI's taxonomy places the organism in Eukaryota, Viridiplantae, Streptophyta, Magnoliopsida, Fabales, Fabaceae. Gene Ontology annotation, molecular function: hydrolase activity. Bases 281 to 1429 code for a protein of 382 amino acids. The transcript is spliced from 6 exons. The record is from RefSeq and is a predicted model, not a curated record.
AUUUUUCUUGGUUCUGACUCUGACUUCCAAGUCCUGCCCCUGUAUUCAGGGGUCUCUUCUUGCUUCAGAUCUAAAACCCAAUUCAUGCUUUAUCAAUCCCAGACAUGUAGGGGUCCAAAUUAAAACCUCAAACUCAAGUCUCAACAAUUCCUUCUCCGCCAUCAGAUCAAGCAGAGCAAUUCAGAAUGAGCUGAGCCUGAGAUGGGAGUUCAAGAACAUGGGAAUGGGGAACUAGGGGUUGUCUGCAAUCCCCUUGGACACGAAGAACAAGUACAGGAGAAUGGACUCUGACCAUACUGAGGAUUUCCAUGAUGGUUUCGACCAAUACCACCAAGAACUUGGGAGCAAAAGAGCCAGGAAAUAUGUCCUUGCCUAUGCCGUCUUUGCAUCUCUCAACAAUGUCCUUCUCGGUUAUGAUUCCUGGUCUCUGCUCUCACCAUUUCCUUUCAACCUCAAACUCUGUACACUCGCUCUCUCUCAAUCGGCGAUGGAAAAUAUUAAGCACAGUCAUGUUGAUGUGAAGGGAGUGAAGUUGCAUGUGGCUGAGAUUGGAAGUGGUCCCAAGGCAGUGGUAUUCUUGCACGGAUUCCCGGAAAUAUGGUAUACAUGGCGGUACCAGAUGAUUGCUGCGGCCAGCGCUGGCUAUCGAGCGAUCGCCUUUGACUUUAGAGGCUAUGGACUUUCCGACCAUCCGGCCGACCCAGAAAAAGCAACCUUGUAUGACCUCGUUGAUGAAGUCGCUGGCCUUCUGGAUUCCUUGACCAUCACCAAGGCUUUCCUUGUGGGCAAGGACUUUGGUGCCCUCCCAGCAUAUCUUGUAGGUGUUGUGCACCCAGAAAAAGUGAUUGGUGUCGUAACUUUAGGCGUUCCUUUCAUGCUCCCGGGUCCUUCUGCUGUCCAGAACCACCUUCUCCCCAAAGGCUUCUAUAUGACUAGGUGGCAGGAGCCUGGGAGGGCAGAAGCAGACUUUGCCCGCUUUGACGUCAAGUCUGUCAUAAGAAACAUCUACACUCUCUUCUCUAAAACCGACAUCCCAAUAGCCGAUGAUGAUCAGGAAAUCAUGGACUUGUUCGACCCAUCUGCUGCCUUACCACCUUGGUUCUCAGAGCAAGACCUCGCAACUUAUGCCUCGCUUUAUGAAAAGUCUGGUUUCAGAUUUGCUUUGCAGGUUCCUUACAGGAGUCUCGCAGUGGAUUGUGGCAUAACUGAUCCUAAAGUAACUGUCCCUGCACUGCUGAUAGUGGGUGAGAAAGAUUAUGUUCUGAAGUUUCCGGGCAUGGAGGACUAUAUACGAAGCGGGUCAGUUAAGCAUUUUGUGCCAAAUUUGGAGAUCAUAUACGAGCCGGAUGGAAGCCACUUUGUGCACGAACAAGUCCCAGAGAAGGUGAACCACCACAUCAUCCAGUUCCUCAACAAGCAUAGCAGCUGAUUAUCUACCUCGACGCUAAAACUUCAAUGCUUUCGCUUCAUAUGAGAUGUGAUUCUUUCUUCCUCUUCUGUCGGGAUCACUUCUAAGCUGUUUGAUUUGUCUAAAAUUUCAAUCCAGUCGUAAAACUUGUAUGAGCGUGUAGCAGGGUUGUGCUUGCAUUGUGAUUAUAUAUAAUAAAGUUCAAAUCUAGGGAAUAAAGCUAGUUCGAGAUUUUGUCCGCGGCGAUGGAACGGACAACAAAGAAAACCUGAGCUGCAGUUCAGCAUGAAAUGGUUGAUACUCUUCAUACUGUGUACAUAUAAUAAAUAUUCGAUAUCUUCCAAGUUAAAGUUUGACA